Micromonas commoda is the source of this 4107-nucleotide messenger RNA. RefSeq lists its product with no specific name. NCBI's taxonomy places the organism in Eukaryota, Viridiplantae, Chlorophyta, Mamiellophyceae, Mamiellales, Mamiellaceae. The record is from RefSeq and is a predicted model, not a curated record. The transcript has a single exon. Gene Ontology annotation, biological process: chromatin remodeling. Gene Ontology annotation, cellular component: cytoplasm. Bases 1 to 4107 code for a protein of 1368 amino acids.
AUGGCCGGGACGAGGCAGAGAGCUCCGUUUGUUUUCCCAUCACACCGAGUCAGAUUUUCUUGGCCCGAGCAACACAUAGUCGGGGGAGCCGCGCGGGUUGGGGCCAUGGCGUCGGGGGACGCGGGAGAUGGCGUCACUCCCGACGUCUCUUUUGCAACGUUUCAUCGUUCGGCAACGCCUCUCGUUUCCGAUGAUGCAGCCGUCGAGGACACCGUCAGUCACCUGGCCGCGGUUGCCGCCUCGAUUGCGUCCAUGGACGCCCCGAUGAUCGAGCGCUCCCUGGACUUCAUCCUCUUCCCGGUGACUGCCGUGAUGCGCAGAGAAACUGAACCGAACGGGGACACCGCUACGAACCCAAAAGCCCAGGCGCGCAGGAUUAAGACCCUGGAGGAGUCACUCAAGUGUAUUUCCACGGUGAUGCGGCGGUUGGAGCCCGGGUGCGGCAAACCAGAUUUCAUCGCGGAUCUCUUCUGCGACGUCGUGGCGGUGCUCGCCCGCGCGGGGUCAGACCCUUCGCUCGAUCCGUCCCGGUCGUCCGACCUGGAGGACCUUCGACUCGCCGCGGUGACGUGCGCGAGCGAGGUGCUGCGACUGGUGCGGCCCGACACCGAGCACGCGGUCGCGCUCACCGCCGACAGGAACCUUCCGGCAGUCGGAUACGCGGUGUCGCUCCUCGUGCAGACGGCGCACCUCGAGGCGGCAGCCGGCGCCAGGGGAAGCAAGGUUGCGCGCUCCGCGUCCCUUCGCACGCUUCGCGACCUGGUGAUGAACACGGCAGAUCCCGACGUGUGGUCUUUCUUCCUCCCCGGGAUCGUAUCGGGCCUCGCGAAGGCUCUCCACGCGUCGAGCGGGUCUAGGUCCGGCGAAGGCAGCGGACCCGCAUCCGCCGCCGACGACUCGUCCUCGACGGAGGCGGCAAUCGAGGCUCUCACGGCGAUCGUGACGUGCGUGCUCGACGAUGGCGUCAACGUGAACAUCAUCAAGCGACGGGGUGAGGACGGCGGGGACGUGCGGGAGAGGUUACGGAGGAUGAUGUCGGGGCGAACAGCCUCUGACGGGACCGGCGGCGACGACGCCGAGGACGAAGACGACGAAAAGGAUGACGACGUCCGAGGCCCUCCGCCGACGGGCGCGGACGCGACCGAGGCUGCCGCCCGACUCAAGACGAAACGCACCGCGCGGUGGCUGAGGGAAACGGCGCCGAGGGUCGAGAGCGUGCUCGCCGCGGCGUUGACUCCCCUGUGCGCGCAUCGCAAACCGUCCGUGCGGCGCGGCGCCUCCGCCGCGGCGACGGCGGUGAUGCGGACGUGCGCGGACACCCUCCGCGGGGCGACGAGGACGCUGCUGGAGUGCGCGUUGGUCGCUCGCGGUGAUCCGUGGGAUUCCGUGUCGGGACCGGCCGCGAUCGCCUUGGACGGUCUUCGACGCGACGGGUACGUGGACGACGACGCUUUGGACGAGGUGAUCCUCGACGCCCUCCGGCGGCUGCCGGGGUUGGUUCGCGCGGGGCGCGGUGGCGGGGCGGGGUGGGGCGGGGGCGACGGGGGCAUCGCGUGCGCGCGGAUGGCGAUCGCGGCCAUGGCCACGGCGGGGUCGCAGCGCGUGUCCGACAUGUUUCUGACGAGAUACGCCGUUCGUUCCGGAGCGUGCGCGGGUCUGGCGCAGUGCUUCGCCGUGAGCGCGGAUUUGGCGUCGGUUGGUCGGAGCAACGAACUUCGCGCCCUGGGUCAGCUCAGCGGGAAGGAGAACGGGGGACCGAACGAGGAAGACGGCGAGUCAUCGUCGGCGAUGAUCGAAGGUGACGACGCGGGCGCACCCGCGCGGACGACGAUGAACGUGCCCGUGUUACCCAGGCACCCGCCGCGAAUGCUUCACCUCUCGGACCCGGACCGCUACUCCGCCGUCGCCGCCGUGGCGCGGGCGAUGGGUCGACACUGCGCCGCGGCUCACAACGGAGCGCUCGCCGCGCUCGUCGACGCGCACCUCGACGCGCUGAGGGACUCGCUGGAGGAUGCGAGAUCCGAUGGUAACGAGGGUAACACGCUGUGGCAGAGGAGCGCGUGUGCUCACGUCGUCGUGCUGAACGAGACCAUCCGCGGCGCUGGCGAGGUUGAGCCGAAAAGAAAAGCCGAGACUGUCGCCGCGUCGCGCGGAGUCCUCCAGGAGUACCUGAGCCGCGAGGUGUGGGACCUUCCCACGUCUUUCGACGAUAUCCCACUCGACGAUAUUUCACACUCGCGCGGUGGGCUCACCCUCGCGACGCUGCGGGAUAACGCGCUUCUGACGUGCCUCGCCGCCGAGGGCGUCGGCGUCGUCGCGCAGGCGUGCGGUGCCGACUUUGUGCGUCGGGGCGGUUUCCUGCCCCAGGCGCUGUGCCCGCUGCUGCAAAAACUCGGCGACCCCGCCGCGACCGUGAGCGACACGGCCGGGGACGUUCUCUGUGCGAUCGCCGCGGUGGGGGGAUUCGUCCAUCCCACGGGGACGGGGGGGAGCGACGGCGGGAACAACCGGGUUUCCCGCGAGGGCCCGGUUUCCCGCCUGGUCGCCGCCAACGCCGAUUACGUCGUGGACAUGUUGUCGCGGCACCUGCGACAUCUGGACGACCACCCGGGCGCGGCGCGUUUCUUCGCCGCCGUGCUCGGCCGGCACACGGGCGCGGCGAGGAGGACCCUGCCUCUGUUGCACGAGCCCGUGCGCCGCGCGCUGGACUCGAUGGGAAUCAACGCCCGUCGGAAAAACUGGCGACACGCCGGGACGUUCCUCGGGUGCCUGAGGGAGGUGAGCGACGCCACCGAGGCUGAGGCGCGUGCACUUCUGGAGGCUGCGAACAAAGCGGUGGAUGAUAUCCGACCCCUGCACGAUCUCAUUGAGGAGAUGGAACGUGUGCGCAGCGAACACUUUGACGACGAGGACACCGAGGAGGAGGGAGCGGCGGCGGCGGCGGCCCGGAUGGAGGCGUCCAUGCGCGGGGUCAUCGACGCAUCGGCGCACUCUGACCGGGCCAAAUCGGUGGAUAUACCCGCGAUAAUCGUCGAAUGGAACCGGCGCGUGCGUCACGAGUCGUCCUUGUCCAGGCUCGUCGACGGCGUUCUCUCAUCUGCGGCUCCCCUGCUCGAGUCCACGGAUCCAAGGGUGAGACUCGCAGCCGCGGAGGUUUGCUCGGCGAGUCUCGGGGCAAUCGCUGCGUGUGACGCGUGCUCUGCGCCGGAGACGGCGGUAUACGAUACCGUGAAGAGGUUACACCCGCAUGAUGUGCCGCAGACGCACGGAGAUAACGAGAGACCCGUGCGUUUGCUCCCGCGUGUGCAUCAACUGUGGCCCCACCUCAUGAUGAGCCUGGGGCACCGGCUCGGCCCGGAUAUCCUUCCGGAGCCAUUCAAAGCAUCACUCGAGCUGCUGCGCCGGUGCGCGGAGGUGAGCGGCGGGGACUUCAUCGCACGCAGAAUGUCGACGGACGCGUGGCCCCAGCUGGCGCGCGUGUUGAAGGUUGGGGUGAAGCACGCCAACUCGGAGUCACUCGUGAAGCGCAUGGAGACGUUGUACCUGGGCGCCGAUGGGGACACAUUCUUCGACGACGUGAGACCCGACGUUGACGACGACGGACUCGGGGGUGGUAAGCGUGGAAGGGAGACCGCCGGCAGCGCGCCUCAGAAGACGGAGACGGUUCGACGCGCCAUCAUGAAGACGUUGGCGGAUAUCGGCGCGCGCGAGCAGUCGAGGAUGGCGCUCCGAGACGUCGCGGCGGCGGCGGUGAGCGUCGUGGCCCCAUUCGCCGUCACCUCCGGGAGCGACGGAAAGUCUUCGCCGGCGACCGCGGCGCCGUCGCCGGAGCUGAUAUCCCUGGCGCGGGAUGCGGUGAAGAGCCUGGCGACCGUCGCCCCCGACGCGGUGUGGACGGCGCUCGCGGUGAAUGCGACUGGCCACUCGGGGGCUCCGACCCCGGCGGCGCCGCGGUGGACGGGGCGUCUCGGGGCGGGGCUGCCGACGCUUCCAAGCUUCCGGGAUAUCAUGCCGAUGCAUCGUGCGGGAUGUGCGAUCACGCGGGAGGAGGCCGAAGCGUGUCUGGACCUGCUGGUGGAGUGUGGGAUGGCUAUCAGGACUUGGUAG